Messenger RNA from Sphaerodactylus townsendi, 2355 nucleotides. RefSeq names its product vomeronasal type-2 receptor 26-like. The record is from RefSeq and is a predicted model, not a curated record. Gene Ontology annotation, cellular component: membrane. Gene Ontology annotation, biological process: G protein-coupled receptor signaling pathway. The transcript has 6 exons. Lineage: Eukaryota; Metazoa; Chordata; Lepidosauria; Squamata; Sphaerodactylidae. Gene Ontology annotation, molecular function: G protein-coupled receptor activity. The coding region runs from base 1 to 2355 and encodes 784 amino acids.
AUGGUGGUGUUACUGGUAUUUGGUCAGGUUGUGGGCAAGGGGCGUGUUAUUCAGUGUGCUGCUGUGGAUAGCUACCCCGUUCUUCAUAAGUAUAUUCAGCCAGGAGAUCUCAUCGUCAGUGCUAUUGUAUCUCAGGCAAUCUUUGCCACAAGUCCAAAACACUUCAAGUGCCAACCUGCUGGGAUACUAUCUGAACAAUAUGCGUUGAUUCCUCAGAACUACCAGCAUAUACUGGCUUUGGAAUUUGCUGUCAAGGAGAUCAACGAAAAUCCACAGAUCUUGCCAAAUCUCACCCUGGGGUUUUACAUUUAUGAAAGCUAUAUGAAUCCAAGAUUGACAUAUCGUGCUGCUCUACAACAUAUUUCCCCAAGGAACAGAUUUGUCCCCAACUAUAGGUGUGAUAUGCAGGACAAUGUAGAAGCAAUUCUUGAGGACAUUGAGACAGAGAAUGCAGAAUUUAUUCAUGAUCUUUUGCAGAUGUACAGGAUCCCACAGCUCAAUGUGAAAGGCAAUGAUUAUAUGACAAAAUCUCUGAAAGUUUUUUCAGAACUCUAUGAAAAAAUGAUGACUAGCACUGCCAAUGUAAUAAUCCUUGGAGGGCAAUCUUGUAAUAUUAUACAUUUCAGAUGUCUUAUAUUAUUCAUGCAAACUGUGUACUUGAUGCCAAAACGAAAAGGUAAAGUUUGGAUUGUAACAGCUCACGCAGAUCUGAAAGCCUACGGCGAGGGAAAAUGUGGGGAUGUGCAAAUCUUCCAUGGCAUGAUAUCUGUUGCAAUUCACUCCAAUGAACUUCAGAGGUUCCAAGAAUUUUUCAAGAGCAGAAAGCCAUCCAGUGCGGAGGGAGAUGUUUUUCUCAGGGACUUCUGGUCACACACUUUUCAUUGUGCAUUCCCAAAUUCGGUUCUGGGCACUGUGAAUCAGGUUAACUGCACUGGAGAUGAGACCCUGAAGGACCUUCCUGCAUCUGAAAUGAGCAUGACUGGCCACAGCUACAGCAUCUACAAUGCGGUCUAUGCUGUUGCAUAUGCUUUGAAUGCUAUGCAUUCUUCAAAAGACAUACAAGGAGAGAGAAGGAAGCUUUCAAGUCAGCAGCCCUGGCAGCUCCAUCAUUUUCUUGGAUGCAUCUCAUUUAACAACAGCGCUGGAGACCAGAUUUCCUUUGACGGCAACAGAGAAUUGAUAGUAGGAUUUGAUAUUAUCAGCUGGUUAACAUUUCCCAACCAAUCUGUUGUUAGACUGAAAGUUGGUAAGAUCCCUUCCCAGGAACUGUCAGGACAAAGACUUCAGAUAGAUGAAGAAUUCAUGGUUUGGCACCCUCGAUUCAACCAGGUACAACCUUUGUCAUUGUGCAGUAAGAAUUGCAAUCCUGGGUAUAGGAUGACAAAGCGAAAAAGGGAGCCAUUCUGCUGUUAUGAUUGUCUCCAAUGUCCAGAAGGGACAAUCUCUGAUCAUCACGACAUGCCGGACUGUUUUCAGUGCUCAGUUGAUCAUUUUCCAAACAAGAACCAGAAUUAUUGCAUUCCCAAGAGGGUGAGCUUCUUGUCUUAUCAAGAACCUUUGGGAGCUGGUUUCCUUUUGGUCUCUCUGUCCCUGUCUUUGAUCACAGUCUUGGUACUUGGAAUAUUUAUAAAGCACCACAACACCCCCAUAGUGAAAGCAAACAACCGGAGCCUGACAUACACUCUUCUCAACUCGCUUCUACUCUGCUUCCUGUGUGCCUUGUUAUUCAUUGGCAAACCUGGAAAGAUAAUGUGUCUCCUUCGCCAAACUGCUUUUGGCAUCAUUUUCUCCAUUGCAGUUGCUUCCGUGUUAGCAAAAACGAUCACAGUGAUUGUGGCUUUCAUGGCCACCAACCCUGGCAGCUGGAUGAGGAAAUGGGUGGGGAAAAGACUGUCCAUUUCCAUUGUCCUUUCCUGUUCCUUUAUUCAAGUCGGUAUUUGUACCAUUUGGCUACUUAAUUCCCCCCCUUUCCCAGGUGUUGACAUGCUUUCAAUGGUGGAAGAAGUUGUAUUGGAAUGUAAUGAUGCCUCUCCUACUAUGUUUUAUUGUGUCUUGGGCUAUAUGGGCCUCCUGGCUAGCGUGAGCUUCCAGGUGGCUUUCUUUGCUCGGAAGCUACCUGACAGUUUCAAUGAAGCCAAGUUCAUCACUUUCAGCAUGCUGAUCUUUUGCACCGUUUGGUUAUCCUUUGUUCCAGCCUACCUGAGUAUCAAAGGGAAAUACAUGGUGGCUGUGGAGAUCUUCUCUAUCUUAGCCUCCGGUGCUGCCUUACUGGUCUGUAUCUUUUCCCCCAAAUGCUACAUUAUUGUAGUUAGAUCUAAGCUGAAUAGCAGAGUACAGCUUAGAAGGAAAAAUUAG